Histoplasma mississippiense is the source of this 2316-nucleotide messenger RNA. RefSeq lists its product with no specific name. Gene Ontology annotation, molecular function: transcription cis-regulatory region binding; zinc ion binding; DNA-binding transcription factor activity, RNA polymerase II-specific. Gene Ontology annotation, biological process: positive regulation of transcription by RNA polymerase II. Gene Ontology annotation, cellular component: nucleus. The transcript is spliced from 12 exons. NCBI's taxonomy places the organism in Eukaryota, Fungi, Ascomycota, Eurotiomycetes, Onygenales, Ajellomycetaceae. The record is from RefSeq and is a predicted model, not a curated record. The coding region runs from base 1 to 2316 and encodes 771 amino acids.
AUGGCGGCUGCCACAGUAAAGACCAAUGACCAGGAGUAUGCAAGGCUGCCAGGGGUGCCAGACUCUGUCGAGAGCACGAAGGCGAGUGCGAUAUACAUGGCCAGCUUGAGCGUGCUAUCCUCAUGCAAAGGGAUCACAACAUAUUUGUACAGACCCUGGACAACUCCGUCCAAAAUUUGCUGGAGUGAGGAUGGCAUAUCCCCUUGUAUCGAAAAAGCCCCAUUCGAGGCACACAGAGAGUGGCCGCCCGAUAGUUAUAAACCACAAGACAUCACUCCCCGACGGAUCAUUUCAAAAUGGACCACCUUGGCUGCCUUUUCUUGCAAAAUGUAUCCUAACAUCUCGUAUGCGCUUCUGUCGGCGGCGCUCAUCGUGCUAAGUAUGGUGCAUCUCAUCCUGCUUACCGCUCACCGCCCCCAGCCUCACCGUUUGCCUGAGAUAUCAAUCUUCGUUCUCUUUAUCUGCGUCAAUGCUGUGGUCAUUGGCAUUGGUCUAUCAGGCUUAAGAUGCGGGGAUACGCCAGCAUUCUACUAUCCCUUGGGAAUAUGUACAGCAUUUCCGCUAGCCCUUGAGAUGAUUCGGCAGACCAAAAUCCAGGCUGGACCUCUUACGAACGCCCUGCUGCAUCGAUUAUUUCUAGGAUAUGGUUUUCUGUCCCCGGCGGUAAAGCUCGGGUUGAUCUUAUGGUUUAGCUCGGUCGUCUACGAGGCGUCGGUGAAAGGUACAGCUGUGGUCGUGUCUAUCGACUACACGGUACUCGCGAUUGCUGGUCUGCUUUUUUGGCGCGGAAUUCGCGGUAUACCAUCUCAGGGGCCUGUAAUCCGUGAAGUCACAAUCCAUGCACUUCUUGUUCUCGUAACAGCAGGGUUUGCCGCAGGUGGACUCGUCCACGAAUGGCCCUUCUGGAUCGAAGUGAUGUUGAUUAUCACUCUUGUUGAGUACGCAGUUACUUUAGGCACGGCAGCAAGCAAAGUGAUUCUGGUUUUGAGAGCGAUGCGAGAAAAUGCAGAACCCAACAAAAAAACCGACAGAUCUCAAGAUCGAGAUGACGGCCAAACCACGGCCCAUGUUCCACAGACCGAAAUAGGGAGGAAAAGGCGAACCGAAGUUCGCCAACGUCUGAGGCUCUACUGCUGUACCUGGGUUAAUCGAGCCAUCAAGUGCUGCAACUGCGAAGUAACUGGCUCGGCGGUCAACAAAUGCGCAUGUGAGCAUGAAUUUUGUCUUGUGGAGAUGGAGCCCAAUUCCCUCGGCGCGAGACAGUCAACCACAUGUUCAACCCACCAGCGAAGAUAUCGCGAUAGAAAUUUCACUGGUUGUUUGACCUGCAAGGCAAGGCAUGUCAAAUGUGAUGAAGCAGCACCUGCCUGUCGCAACUGCAUAAAAAGGGGUUUGCACUGCGAUGGCGCCCAGAAUGAAAUACUCUUCAAAUUCUUCGACCCCAGCCAGGCGUCGUCCGGUUUUGUAAAGAGACAGCAUAAAGCUUUUAGAAGGGAAACGGCCAAAAACCACGGUGUCUCCAGCUCACACCCAUUGCCAUAUAAGGACCCAACUUCCCCCUGUCUACGUUCCGUGGAUUUACAAAGUGGGACCCACGCUUCCACGGAAUCUCUUGCCAUGGACAACCCCACCACUGGUGACGGCAAGCCCCCGUUUCAAUCUACUCCCAAUGAUGAGGCUCGCGAUCUCCAGUCCCAUUCAUCCAGCUAUAACCCGUACUCGAUUGAUGAAGCUAAUUGCUACUCAGACUAUUCUGAUAUCCGUGGUGAUAUAUGUCGCGGCGAUGAAAAUGUACCCUUGGCUUUCAUUGUUUUCAUCUCAGAGCCUGUACUUCAAGAGCGGCUGGAGUAUCUGAAGGCUCAUACUUCAGAGCUGCACAAGCAACGCAGUGUUUUUCGCACAUUCUCCGAGCUUAGAGUUGAUGGACCUCUGGCAUUACCAUACGCGCUCUGUCUGGUAAAGACUCUCCGACAACACGCAGGGCAGCAAUUGUUGAUGAACAGAUUGAAUGAUACCAUCCUCUUCCUCUCCACACGAUUGAGAGGGCUGCUGUCAACACAUCUGUUAUAUACUCAUCGAGAUCGCAUAAGUCGUGCAUCACUUCUACUUCAACGACCGGUGUUCUACAAGCGUUCAGACUUGCCAGGAAAUAUCUGGCAAGAGAGCACUGUUUUGGAUUUCAGCCUGGAUGGCCUAACUGUGACAUUGCACCUUAGUAAUUAUCGCGUUCUCAAAGUGUCUGAUGAGCUUUGGAAGGGGUUCAACUCCUUGGCUUCGGGUAUUGCUGAUCCGGCCGUGAUGUUUGGCGUUGGCUAA